This is a messenger RNA of Acanthoscelides obtectus, 2238 nucleotides long. Lineage: Eukaryota; Metazoa; Arthropoda; Insecta; Coleoptera; Chrysomelidae. The record is from the annotation of a GenBank genome assembly.
GUUAGUAUCAAUAAAGUUUUUUCAACAAUCGCUAGAACAACAUGCUAUUGUUCAAUUGACACCAAAUUUAUCGUUCUGUAUCACUUAUGUACUCAGUUAUUACAAUUUUCAUUAAAAAUAAGAAUGGAUGCCAUUUCAAGAGGGGUGAGGUAGAACAUUGUAGGGGGGUGGAUUUGUCGACAAAAAUAGCUGAAAAAUACCCCCUUAAAUAUCGGUAUGUCGUAACCAAACACAUUGUAUAUGACUAGGAAGAAAAUUUUUAAAAAAUACUUUUGUGGGGCAUGGGUAUGGAUGAUCUCGAAAUUUGCAGUUUUUCUAUUUUCUUUCACUUUGACAUUAUUUUAUGAAAAAGCCUAAAAUUGUUGGGAAGUCGAUUGACAGUUGACAUAGUGGGGAAUUUCAUGUUAACUGUUGGCGACAAUGUCAUAUUUGACAGAUGAUUUUAAAACAGCGGCUUCACGUAGUUCAAUUGUUCAAUUUUCGAAUAUUUUUAUUUUGGAUGUGUCCGAUUGCUAACAGAGAAGAUCACAUAGUCCAAUAACUGCUCAAGCUUCACGUGCCGCAUCGACGCUGAAAGACAAGGAUAAGCCGCUACAGGAAGAACCUGCUGAUAAGAAAGAAGCAACUAAAUAGAAAUAGGUACCCCUAGACAUUGAUCUGAAGAAAACUAACAAGCAGGACAGGCGAAGAUCGGAUAGAUCAAGAGAUUCCCAGUUCACAGUAAGUGAGGAAGAUCGAGACAGGAUGGCUGAAAGAGAAAUGGAUGGUCACGCAAGGCCAGCAUCUGCAGAACGUAGAGGUAGGGGUGGUAGAAGCCGGGGCGCUGGAAGACCCCUUUCCAACCGACCUGCCAACAGGUUCCCUAGUUAUCCAGACUAUCCCAAUUUUCCACUUGAAUAUCAUAUGGCCAGCUUCAGUGGAUCUCAAGAUGGCCAGAAUUUUGUGGUUCCAUGCACGGAGACCUAUCAUUUCAACAGCAACAGUUACGUCAGCUUAGACGGACCAACCUUGAAGAAAUAUAUUCGCAACCAAAUCGAGUACUAUUUCAGUGAUGAUAAUUUAAACAGUGACUUUUUUCUAAGAAGCAAAAUGGAUCCUGAGGGGUACGUUCCAGUGAGCUUGAUAGCCUCAUUCCAUAGAGUACGAGCACUCACUCAUCACGUGGCCUUGGUUGUCGAAGCUAUCAGCUAUUCCGACAAAUUAGAAUUGACUGCAGGCUUCAAGGUUCGCCCCAAGCUUGAUCCUCUUAAGUGGCCAAUUCUAGAUAAGUCUACUGAAAAAGACGACGAGAUAAAUGCCAAACUUGUGCCUCCACCACCUUCACCAAAAAUACUUAGAGAAAGACAUGUAGAAAACUUGAAUCUCGAUGUCGCCGAGUUUAUUCCGCAUGAAAUAGAUGGGAAAAAAUUAAAUGAUAACAAUACCCAAGACUCUGCCAUGGAAAUAAACAACAAGGAGAAUCAAAAUAACAAUGAAAACACGAAUGAUGCAACAACCAUGAUGAAGAGGGCUGCCAUAAAUGAAGUGUCAAUGGGUGAAAAUAAAGCAUGCAGGAUCGAUGAAAACAACGAGAAAAACAAGGAUGAUACAAACUGGAUGCCGGUUAAAAGGAAGAAUAAGGGGAAAAGGAAGCAGAAGACCAAGAGUCUGGAACGUGAAGAGUUAGAUUUUGCUUUUAACGAGGAGCUAUAUCAAGAUGUGCCAGCGGGACGACAGAAUACUUUUUCAAACGACUGGUUGGGUCACCCUGUAUAAAUAGAAUAAAAUGUGUAAAUUAUAGUACAGUACCUACAAGGGAAACGUUUGAAAUUAGAAAUAGAGAAUCACAUACCUAUGAUCUUUUUUCAGUUCUGAGAAUGAGACUCCAAGUCCAACUCCACUUCCAAGUCAUCAUCCUUACCCUAUCCCAUAUGUACCCACAGAUGUUCUGGUGUGGGAUAAAACUCCUCCAGACUACACGGCGCCAGAAUAUGAAGGCACACCAGUUGCGAAACUGUCCUUUUACGAUGAUACAAGCAGCCAUGGUACCAGCCCUAAUGAUGCUCACCUGGACACAAGCGAUGGUAGCUACGGUAGCAGUGUUCCUCAAUCUCUGCCGUCAUUAAAACAUCCAUCUCCCGAAUUACUAAAGGAGAACAACUUGAACCAGCGGGCGUAUAAUAAGUUCAAAGCGAAAUGUGUCCAGGGUAAGUUCAUUUCAAAAUUCAAACAUGUUAUGCUAUUUUGACUAUUUUUGAC